CCUGACGCUGAUUGGUCCGUUGGUGGGCCUCCUUAGCCGAGCCCACAGCUCGAGCAGGUAUAUAUGCACCUCAGCUGCAGGAGCGACAGGAGUGAAGAAGUGUGGGAUCAUUAUUUACAGCACAGCGUGUCUCCCUGUCUUCCACCUGAGUCUGUGAGAUGAAGACCCAGCAGCCUCUCCAUGUGGCCACUCCAGUGAGGCAGAGCCUUGCCCUGACCAAAGUGGCUGGUACCUCCAUUUACCUCAAGCUGGACUCAUCUCAGCCAACAGGGUCCUUUAAGAUCAGGGGCAUCGGGCACCUCUGCCAAACUUGGGCAGAGCGAGGAUGUGAGCGGUUUGUCUGCUGCUCAGGAGGAAACGCUGGUAUGGCUGCAGCUUACUCUGCCCGUCAGCUCGGGGUUCCUGCCACCAUCGUCGUCCCGAGCGUCACACCCAAUCUCACAGUGGAGAGGCUGAUGGACGAGGGCGCCACUGUGGUCAUUCAUGGCAAGGCUCUAAAUGAAAGCAUUGAAUAUGGAGAGCAGCUCGUGGCCAACAACCCCGGCUGGGUGCUCAUCUCUCCGUUUGACGACCCCCUUAUCUGGGAAGGCCACACGUCUCUGGUGAAGGAGCUGGAGCGAGACUUAAGGCAGAAGCCGGGCGCCAUCGUGUUGUCGGUGGGAGGUGGAGGCCUGCUGAACGGAGUGGUGGAGGGACUGCGGCGCGCCAACUGGGCUGAUGUACCCAUUGUAGCCAUGGAAACCAUUGGAGCACAUAGCCUCAAUGCCGCCAUGAAGGCUGGCGAGCUGGUCACUUUACCUGCUAUUACCAGUGUUGCAACCACUCUGGGCCUGACGCGUGUCUCUGCACAGACCAUGAAACUGGUGCAGGAGCACACAGUUUUCUCAGAACUCGUCUCGGACCAAGAAGCUGUAAAAGCUGUGGAACACUUUGUAGAUGAUGAGAAGGUCCUGGUGGAGCCGGCCUGUGGCGCGGCCCUGGCAGCUGUGUACAGUGGCGUCAUCAAACGGCUGCAGGACGAGGGCAAGCUGGCGCAGAACCUGGGCCCCGUGGUCAUCGUGGUGUGCGGGGGCAACAACAUCAGCAUGGGGCAGCUGUGGAAGCUGAAAAAGCAGCUGGGUAUUAUCUAGCACGGCCGACUACCUCCUGACUUUCCUUCUAUUCCUCCAUCGGCUGGUCCCAGUCCCUGCAUCCCACUGUUCAUGUGCUCCACUGCCCGAAUCAUUCCAGACUGUGAAAACCUCCUGAGCGCUGACACAUGUGAGGGGAGCAGCUGGAGGGAUUUUUUUUUUUUUAUUGUUUCAAUAAUGUUGUGAUUGUGAUGCUGCUCAGGUAGAGGUAGUUUGUGACUAGAGAGACCUCUAUAGACCCUGGGGAGUUGACAUUUGUAUUUAGCAGGCUUGCUUUUUAACAGUGCAUGUUUGUUGUUCCUCUGCUUUUGUACUUUUGAAAUUUAACAAUGAAUAAAUUAUAUUUAUGACUA
Molecule: messenger RNA, 1483 nt
Organism: Hippoglossus stenolepis (Pacific halibut)
Lineage: Eukaryota; Metazoa; Chordata; Actinopteri; Pleuronectiformes; Pleuronectidae
Product: L-serine dehydratase/L-threonine deaminase
Exons: 8
Coding region: 159-1130 (323 amino acids)
Biological process (GO): L-serine catabolic process; L-threonine catabolic process
Molecular function (GO): L-serine ammonia-lyase activity; pyridoxal phosphate binding; threonine deaminase activity
Source: RefSeq, a predicted model, not a curated record